Messenger RNA from Adineta steineri, 1464 nucleotides. NCBI's taxonomy places the organism in Eukaryota, Metazoa, Rotifera, Eurotatoria, Adinetida, Adinetidae. The record is from the annotation of a GenBank genome assembly.
AUGGAGCAAUUACCAGAUGAGAUAUGGCUAUUAAUUUAUCGCUAUUUACAUCAUAUUGAUAUUCUUAAUUCAUUUACUAAUUUAAAUAAUCGUUUUCAAGUACUUAUUAGACCAUAUUUAUAUAAUAUUCAUCUAAAUGAUAUAUCAUUAAACUCAUUUGAACAAUUUACACACAAAAUUUUACCGAAUUAUGGUGAUCAUAUUCGAUCGUUAACUAUAGAAAGUAUCCAUCAUAUUAGUUUUUUUAAUGAAAACAAUAUUUUACAAUUGAUGAAGAACUUAGAAUCUGUGACAUUUACAAUUAAUCGUAACGAUAAUUUACAAAUCAUACAUUCUUGGUAUUCACAUUUAAACUCUAUGCAACAAUUAACCCAAAUUCACAUAGAAGGAUCAUAUGAUUCAGCUGAGACUAUUACUAACAUAAAUACAUUUGCACCAUCAUCAUUAACUAAUUUAACAGUACUUUCUCUAUAUCCUGCUCCAUCGUUUGAAAAUCCAAUAAAUAUACAACUAAAUAUAAAAAUACUAAAAAUUCAUGUAUUUUAUUUGUAUCACGCAUGGACUUUAUUGCAAAACUUAGUGAAUUUGGAAGAAUUAUAUCUAUCUGUAUCAGAUAUGGCCGAGACGACUGCUGUAAAAAAAAUUAUUGUAUCACGUUUUUUAAACAAACUACAUUUAGAAUUUGGACGUUUUGAAGAAUCUACGUAUGCAACAUAUUUUGAAAGAAUGAUGAACUUUUUAGAACAUUUUAAAAAUCAAUUACAAACACUUAUAUUACUUGUAAUAAGUAGUGAACCAGAAUUUAUUGAUCCAAAUCAAUUACAAUUAAUAGAAAAAAGUUUUUCACAUUUAAAAUCAUUUGAAUAUUUGAUUCAUACAACUCAUUGCCCAUCACACAAUUUUGAUCAAGUUCAACAACUACCCAAUGAGACUUAUUUGAUUUCUACAAAAAAACCUCGUCGUCCAGUUAGUUUUUCUCAUAAAUUACGAAAUGAUUUUACAUGUGAAUUUGAUAGUGAUCUUCAGUUAAACGAAUUAUACAAUACAGAUGCGCUAAGUUUGAUGCCUGUAAUUCAAUUAUUCCCUUCACAACCUUUUGAUAUCUGUUACAAAUUAUCUAAUUUACGCUAUUUAUCUUAUAAUGAAGGAAGAACUGAUAGUUCACGUUUAGAUCAACCUGAAUUGUUUUCAAAAAUAAUACUUCAAUCACCAAAUUUACGAGUUUUGAAUAUUGAAUUGGAAAAUUCAUCAGAUAUUUUCGAAUUAUUACAAUAUAUCCCUUAUCCACUAACAAAAAUCAACCAUUUCACGUGCAACUAUUCUCAAUUAUCUCAUGUACGAUUUAUAAAGGAGUUAGCACAAUUUCUUCCUUGUGUAAAACAUCUCCAGUUAAAAGACAAUUCUUCAAACAAGACAAUAUUUCAAAAAUAUGAUCAAUCUACACCUGUACAUGAAUAUCAAUAG